AGCAACCCAAUAUUCUCAAUCGGGAGUACCUUUAUCUACGGUUCCAUUGCUUCUAAAUUGAUUGAAAUUUGAUCACGACUUGUUGGUAAAAUGGCAAAAGUCCGACCUUCCCCGAUUGAGUCCCUAGAGGCCUACAAGCACAUUUCUCCAGACUCAGGGGAGCCAACUGCGAUCCACCCCAACUACAACCCCAAAAUCAAGGCCCAUGUUCCCCAGGACCUCCCUCACAAAGAGUUUACACCCCCGAAAGACCGGGGGUCCUACGCUGAUCCAGAGAAGAAGGCAUUGUUCGCUGUUGCGACACCCGCUGAUGUGACUGAAAGCAUUGGCACGGAGCUCAAGAAUGUUCAAUUGAGCCAAUUAGAUACGAAGCAGUUGGAUGAGCUUGCUGCACUUGUCAAUGAACGCGGUGUGGUCUUCUUCCGAGACCAAGACUUGACAACUGAGAGGCAAGUUGAGAUCUUUGAGCAUUUUGGAGUUUUGGACACGCACCCCACUCAAAAAGAUACGAAGCAUUUCAUUGUUGGAGGAAACAAUGCAGAUUGGCGGACGCUUUUGAAGUAUACUCCAUGGCCAAUGUCGGACUUCCAUUCUGAUACGAGCUAUGAGAUCAACCCCCCAAGCUAUUCUCUCCUUCGUAUGGAGGAGCAUCCUGCUGUUGGCGGAGACACGGCGUGGGUGUCUGGGUAUGGUCUUUAUGAUGAGCUUAGCCCUCACAUGCAAAAGCUUCUAGAAGGGUUGCAUGCUGUGCACACCUCGCGUUUGCAAUACGAUACCUUGAUUGACUACUUCGGCGAUGAACCCCGCCGUCCACCAAUGGAUACACAUCAUCCUGCGAUUCGCACGCACCCUGUCACUGGCCUAAAGUCGCUCAAUGUCAAUCUCGUUUACUGCACUGGCUUUGCCGAGUUGAAGAAGGCGGAGUCAGAUGCUCUCCUCCAAUUCCUGACCCUGCUUAUUCACAGUUCGGAUGACCACUAUGUCAGAUGGAAGUGGCAACCAGGAAGUAUCGCCUUAUGGGAUAACAGAUCAAGUCUUCAUCGGAUCAUACCAGGAAACUACCAGUCCGGUAUAAGGAGAGGUAUCAGAACGACUGUCUUUGGGGAGAAACCAUUCUAUGACCCGAAGAGUGAAGGCCGGAUGCAGAGAGAAGAGCGACUUAUUGCUGAGAGCAAGAAAUGAUCUCGGCAUGGCGUGCCUACAAAUGGUACAAAGCUUCUGGUCGUAAUCCAUAGUUUUGAUAUCUAGCCAUAGAUUGAAAAUCUUAUAUAGCUC
Molecule: messenger RNA, 1275 nt
Organism: Pseudogymnoascus verrucosus
Lineage: Eukaryota; Fungi; Ascomycota; Leotiomycetes; Thelebolales; Thelebolaceae
Exons: 7
Coding region: 91-1182 (363 amino acids)
Cellular component (GO): cytoplasm
Molecular function (GO): 2-oxoglutarate-dependent dioxygenase activity
Source: RefSeq, a predicted model, not a curated record